AUGGCCACCGCAUCAUCGUCACCACUGUUACCGGACCAGCAGCAGACGCCGGCGGGCGGCGGCGGGCAGUCCUCGGGUUCGAUCGGACCGUUCUUCGCAGUGAUCUCUGUUCUAACUCUGCUGUCGAUUCUAUCUUGCUUUCUGGGUAGAAUUUGUAGCCGCGGAUCUGAAGAAACGCCAUUACAGAGUAGAAAUUGUUUGAGAUCUUUGAAGGGGCAGUUGCAGAGGCGCUGCGUUAAAGAUGUUGAGGUGGGGGUAAAAGGAAUUGAUUUGGGUGAUGGAGCUGCUGCAACUUCAAUGGAUCGAAAGUUUUACAAAGAUUGCCAUCUUCAAAAUCCUUCUUCUUCUUAA
Momordica charantia (bitter melon) is the source of this 351-nucleotide messenger RNA. The record is from RefSeq and is a predicted model, not a curated record. Lineage: Eukaryota; Viridiplantae; Streptophyta; Magnoliopsida; Cucurbitales; Cucurbitaceae.